Arvicanthis niloticus (Nile rat) is the source of this 1651-nucleotide messenger RNA. RefSeq names its product small integral membrane protein 48 (gene Smim48). The record is from RefSeq and is a predicted model, not a curated record. Lineage: Eukaryota; Metazoa; Chordata; Mammalia; Rodentia; Muridae.
GCUGCGCCAAGACUUGCGAGGUGCUAGAAGCUGGCUGGCCAACCUCUGCAACAGGCUGUGGGCGGAAAGGAGGAGCCAGUGAAAGUGUCGUCUGGGCAGAGAGGCCCCGGACCCCAUAGAGGCCCCCUGCUCUGCUGGCUCCGCCUCUAUCACCCCCACCCACCCAGGGUAUAGAAAUACUGCUGCAAUCCGGGCCACCGCCCACUGCACUGCGACCCAGUAGAGACUUCGCCUCUUAGUCUCAGCAGCUUAGCCAACCGUGCUCUGAGCCCAUGGCUAAAGGUCCCUUUUCGCGCAAGCCCUGGGGUCCAGAGCAGAUGCAUUUCGACUCGGACCCUGAAUACGAGGGCCUGUUCGAUAAGCCUUCCCUGGAGGAGGGCCACAGUGCCCCUGCACCUAAGUCUGCAUCCUCGGCUGGCAGGAAAUCUGGACGGCGCUCGAGCGGGAGGGCUCCGGGGACCCGCGCUGGGCUGUCUCGAAAGGCCACCGUGCGCCCUGAGCCCAAGGAAGAAGAGCCUCCGGUGGAAGAGGGCUGCUACCUAGACCACUUCCCGCACCUGUCCAUCUUCAUCUACGCGGCCAUCGCCUUCUCCAUCACCUCCUGCAUCUUCACCUAUAUCCAUUUGCAGCUUGCCUAAGCGGCCAGGGCCCGACGGGGUGGGCGCAGAGUGGAGGAGAGGGGAGGGGAGAGGAAAGAGAAGCAUAGCCUUUUGUUUCAGAGACGCGCUGCACCCCUUCAUCUAGCGUUCAAAGCUUCUUUUCUUUGUUGUCGCUUUGUCUAACUGUUCCUCAGACGGUCCAGAGUCGCUGCAGGCAAUGGAAUAGCUGUGCUGCUUGCACCCGUACAUUGAGUUCAAUUGGUAUAAUCCUGGCUUGAAUUGAACCCCGUUUGUAAUUAGGAUGUCUCUGUAUCCUACCACUUGUGAUGUGAAGGCCCAGCAUUUUUUGUGUUUGUAGAGAGCAGAGUUCAGCCUUCUGUUUAAAGGAUGAACCAGACCGGAGCCUGUGGCCUCUCUGAGAGGGUACCACAAGGAGAGUCAGCACCCUGGCUCGGAGUGCUGGAGCCUCAUGAUGCUGCGUCACCCUGGGAUGAGCCAGUUGUGCCUAGUUCUAGGACUCUGAGCACCAAGCUGGUGGACCUGGGAGAGCAGCGGAUAUGGCUGGAUGCUGGAGGAGGUUUUGUGGCUACCAGAAGAACCCACGGCCUGUAGUAAGCAGAAUUGACCACCAGAAAGCCAACGCUCAAGACGGGUUUUUGAACUGUGUGGAACAGAAGACCACAGGUCUUCAGAGAUGGAGGAGGCCUAGAAUUCAUGUAUCCUAUGAGAUGAGACUGAGAGCUUUCCUUUGCAGGCUGUCUAUAGGACUGUGCUAGAGAAUUCUAUGUGACUUCAUUUCAGCCUGGAGGCCUUCUGAAGCUGUGGUACCAAGAUGAAGGGGCUGGGAUUAAGGACUGUCAGUAACAGAGUUCCUGCUGAUAUUUGUCCUCUCAGAUUCAAAAAAAAGUGAAUACCAGAGCUCACUUUUGGAGGUUAUUCACCUACCCACUCUUUAUUCAUGUCAGCUGUUUAAAUGCAAAACUUUGCACUGCUAUACUCUGGAAAUAUCUAUAACUGCAAUAUGUCUGAUGGAAUAAAUCAUAUUCUCAGUC